AUGAUAUACGGUGAUGAUGUAGAUGACUUCGUAGGAUUCACUUACAGUCUAUUCAACAUCAUGACUAAAAGUGCUGACGAAGCUCCUGUUACGAGAGGGCAACUCAAGGCAAUACAUGAAAAAUUGGACUCACUGCUUCAUGCUUCAAAGGCACCAUCCACCGAUGAUUAUUCUAAAGAAACGGUCAAGUCUCUUCUUGAGACCCUUACGAAAGAGCACUCUGCCAACCUUGAAAAGAUGAACAUGGCGGUAGAUGCUUCUGCCACUAUUUGCAACAAUUCGAACGAAAAAUUCGAUAAACUAAUUACUGAUGCAAGGGUAUUCAUGAAAAUUCUCCAGAGCUCCUUUGAGCACAACACUACAAAGGCUAACGAAGUCAUUUCUAGCCUGGGCUCCUACCUUAAAACUGAGAAGGCGAAACUUCAGGAGGUUCGCACCGGCCUUACAAUUGACCAUGCUCAGUUUAAUUCCUCCAUCUCCUUGCAAAUAUCUAAGCUUCAAGAUAAUCUUGCAAUGGAGAGAAAAAUAAUGGAUGCUCUUGCUAUCAAGACUGAAAAGGUGAAAGUCCUGACAGUUAAACUCGAGAAUGCUGAGAAACAAGUCAAUGAUUUGUUAUCCUAA
Lactuca saligna is the source of this 621-nucleotide messenger RNA. Lineage: Eukaryota; Viridiplantae; Streptophyta; Magnoliopsida; Asterales; Asteraceae. The record is from the annotation of a GenBank genome assembly.